AGAGGAAAAUCUUUUUCCUUUCAUUUCUAUUUUGUGUUCUUUCUUUCUUCUUUCUUCUGUCUUCUUUUUUUCUGAUAAUAGCAAAGGCAAUAUGGAUUCAUGUACUACUUGCCCCUUUUGCGAUUUACCGGUUCCCGCAUCACAACUCGAAUGGCACGCCAACGCUCACUUUGACGAUCACGACACUGAUUACGAGCUGCUCCAACAAAUUCAUCGUUCUCCAAAUUCGCCCCCUCAAUCUCUCCCGAGUGAACAAGCAGCCAAUGGCUCGGGGUUUGGAGCAACUUGUGGUGAUUGUAACUAUUGGUGUGGGGGUGGGAGUAGUAGAGGUACUGAGGAAUGCACAAUGGAUGAACGCAUCGCUUGCUUGAUUGGAUUACAAACCAGGAGCAAAUUUUACAAAGUUGAAGUGGGUUUGAUGGCCUUGUUGAGAAACUGUUUGGAGUCUGAAGCUGAAAACUCAAAAAGCAUUUUGUCAGGUUAUAUUGAUCAUUUCCAGUGCCUUGAGUCCGAGGAUGCUGGAUGGGGUUGUGGAUGGCGUAAUAUUCAAUUGCUUAGCUCUCACUUGCUAGUGCAAAGACCAGAAGCAAGAGAAGCUUUGUUUGGUGGUUCGGGAUUUGUUCCUGAUAUCCUGUCGCUCCAGAGAUGGCUUGAGGUUGCUUGGGAAAAGGGUUUUGAUGCACCUGGAUUUUCUCAGUUCAGUCAUGCUAUUUGUGGCUCGAAAAAAUGGAUAGGAACUACUGAGUGUGCUGCUCUCUUGCGUUCCUUUGGUCUUCGGGCAAGAGUAGUGGAUUUUGGUCCUAAGGAAUCCCAGUCGCAUUAUACAUCUGUCCCUGGUUCAACUGUUGAUAACUCUAUGGAUAAAGCAAAUAGUCAUAAGAUGGUAAAAAGUAAUGCUAAAAAAAGUGAGGCUUGUCAAGUUCUCAUGGAUUUUGUGUGGAAUUACUUUUCUGAUAAAAGCUCAAUCCAAUUUGGUCAGCAGCAUGUUGUGAUCAGCGAGAAAACGCCAUUGUACUUUCAACAUGAUGGUCACUCAAGAACAAUAGUUGGAAUUCAAGUCAAACAUCAACAGAAUGGAAUUCUGGAAUAUAAUCUUCUAGUUUUGGACCCUGCUCAUAGUACAGCUGCUCUUGAAAGAUCGCUAAGGCAGAAAGUUGGAUGGCAGAAACUCAUAAAAAGAGGAAUGCAUACACUGAAGAAGCCACAAUACCAGUUGUGUUAUGUUGAUCCUGGAAUCGCUAGUGAAGAGGAGAUGAAAAAACUCAAGACAAUUGAUAGUGUCCUCCUUGAAUUUUAGACAGCCAUGUAAAGUGCUUUGCUACGCCCAGUUGCCCCAAUUAGAAGAAUAAGCGGGACAACCACUAAACACAGAAGCGCCACUUCCCAAC
Molecule: messenger RNA, 1388 nt
Organism: Gastrolobium bilobum
Lineage: Eukaryota; Viridiplantae; Streptophyta; Magnoliopsida; Fabales; Fabaceae
Exons: 7
Coding region: 92-1297 (401 amino acids)
Source: RefSeq, a predicted model, not a curated record